AUGAAUGGCGGGAGCGGUGGAGGUGACGACUGCUUGCGCGAAAUUUACAUGUGGCUUGACGAGAUUCCGCUGUCGAGACCCAAGCGGAACAUCGCUCGAGAUUUCUCGGAUGGAGUUUUGAUGGCGGAGAUACUCAAGAGGUACUAUCCAAAGUACGUGGACAUUCAGAAUUACUUUCCCGGCAACAGCAUAGCCAAAAAAGUUGACAAUUGGUGCACUUUGAGUCGCAGGGUGUUUCCGAAAAUCAAUAUCAAACUGAAAAAGGAUGUCAUCGAACAGCUGGCUCAGUCGAAACCUGGGGUGAUAGAAAAAGUUUUGUCCAACGUGCGCGCGAAGAUCAUUAAAGACUGCAAUGACGACAGAAACUCUCUGUUCAAGGAUUGCGAGGAUCCCGACAUGGAUGAUCCUCUAAAGUUUGUUACGAAUCCUGAGGAAUGUUUGAAUCAAACCGUGCCUAAAAGGGUAUUCUUGAAAUUAAAGAGAGAAUCGGAUGAAAAGGAUGAAGCUAUACGUAUACUUUUGAAAAAAGUCGAACACUUGGAGAGCAUGCUAAAGUUUAAGGAACAAAGGCUAGAAGACUUGAAUACACAGUUAUCGUCUGAUUGCGACAAAAUUUAA
Molecule: messenger RNA, 618 nt
Organism: Copidosoma floridanum
Lineage: Eukaryota; Metazoa; Arthropoda; Insecta; Hymenoptera; Encyrtidae
Product: sperm flagella and cilia-associated protein 1
Biological process (GO): regulation of cytoskeleton organization
Cellular component (GO): axoneme
Molecular function (GO): microtubule binding
Source: RefSeq, a predicted model, not a curated record